UAGCCUACCAGGCUCCUCUGUCCAUGGGGUUCUCCAGGCAAGAAUACUGGAGUGGGUUGCCAUUUCCCUCUCCAGGGGAUCUUCCCGACCCAGGGAUCAAACCCGGGUCUCCCGCAUUGCGGGCAGACGCUUUACCCUUUGAACCACCAGGGAAGCCCCGUCGGUUUCUUACCUUUGACCUGGGUCGGCCUCCAGCCAGGCCAUAAAGGGGCAUAUCUAAAAAUCUGAGAGGUGGGGCUCCUAGCUCUCCAGUUUAUUUUUUCUUUCAGUUCCCAUGUUAUAUAGUCCCAAGACACAGUGGCCCGGAACUGUGCAGAGACCUUACACAGAGGGAAUUCUUACAACCUCCAUUUUUGUUGGUCCAGGCACAAUGCCCACACUAUUUGAGUCAGUCACAAGAGUUGUGGUUGAAGAGCUAGACAACAGUGGAGAGUUGAUUGCUGUCAGAAGCUUCACGGAUGCUGACAAAUUCCACUGCUUCUAUCUGGUGAAGACGAGGAGACGUUUCUUUGGAUACCAGUAUGACAAGACAAACCUCACCCUGAAAGAAAUCCUGGAGAGUGAAGUACCAUUUGAUAUGGUGGUUCCUGAGUUCCAAGGGGACCUUCCUGAUUCUGGGAUCAAACCUGCAUCUCCUGCAUUGCCAGAGCAUUCUUUGCCACUGAGCCGCCUGGGAAACCCUCAUAGCAAGGCUAUGUACUGUCAAGAUGGUAACUUUGAAAUUCUGGACGUCGAAGACUCAAAGGAAAAUUGGACAGUGAAAUUUUCCCCCAAAAUGACAUUUAAAAUAGCAUUCCACAUUUUCCAUGAGAUGAAUAUCAAGUUUAAAAAGUGCGAGAUACCCUUCAAAUUCCUGGAUUCCCUUAGGAACAAGAAGCUGAAGAAGGAACUGCCUUCUUCAUUCCAAUCAAUCCAGGCGAAGAGAGAAGACCUGUAUCUAGUGACAGAAACUGUGAAGAUAGCAAAGACUGAAACUCUGAAAUGUAAAAAGCAACUUAGUUUUCAGAUCCUGUUGGAACUUUUCUGAUCUCCAAUACGAAAGCAAGAGGAAGUGACCAUCACCCCUGAGAAGGUCCUGGCCUAUCGGGUAAAGCAGCUUGUCUUCCCAGCGCGGAGAAGAUGGGAUAUUUGUUUCUUCGACGAAACCAGAUCCUUUCCAGAAGAGAAAGGUGGCGGUUCACCAUGGUUGGGGGAGUCCUUGAGUUUGGAGAGUUUCCAAAGCAUAACAGAGAGGGUUCAUGAUACGGUGCGAGUCCUCCAGGAUCUGACUCCAGAGGAACAAAAAGAGGUGCUAAACUGCUUCACUAAGUGCCUCCGCAGUGAUGAAGAGCUGCAGGAUCUAGAGCGAAGAGUGUCUGAGGUCCAGUGCUCCGGGGAGCUACAAAUGAACAACGCGGUGAAUUCUCUCAUAAGCAGUCUUUUCAGUGCUGCUGGGGUCUUGAUAGAGGCACGUGCAGAAACCAUUUGGGAUAUCCUGGAUGCCCUGAAGGAGCUGUCUGAGGUCCGGCAGUUUGUUGCUGAGGCCCUAGAUGAGGGGACCUUGCCCCUCAUGAAGGACAAGGUGGAGCCCGUCCUGGAGGAGAACUGGGGUGAGGGGCCCCUAGAUGUGAGCUAUGAUCCUGAGGCAAGGACUGCCUGUGCCCUCUAUGUUGUUGUCUCCAUCCUGUUACAGCUGGGUGAGAAGCCAUCUCUGCGUCUUCCUAAGCAUUCUCCCCACCAGCCUGAGUGCUCCCCUCCGCAGUCCGUCCUCAUCAUCCCUAAUCCCAACCACCAGAAUGAUGUCUUUAAAACAAGCUGCUAUUCUUUGAUACAUCCCAUUCACUAUGACAAUGUCCAAAAAUCAGUUAGAUUGUAGGCAUGAACUUCUGAUUAAAAAUGGCAGACUGAUCAUAUUAAUUACCUCUCUCUCUCUUCAGAUUUCACUAAAUGACAAUAAAGUGAUGGAAAUGAUAGAAACCCACAAGGAAUAAAGAGAAUUAGGCAGCUGAUAAGGGAUUUCAACACAUCUUUGGAAGCAGUUAAAGGAGUGGUAAGCUAGGAGCCUCGUGACUGAGAGGUGUGCAGGAGUAUAGGAUGAGCCUGCUGGUUUUCAUCAUAAAUCUUUUAGUUCUAGUUAAUAUUUUUCAAGACAAUAAUUAAAAGAAAUAUGUACUUGCUGUAAAGCAUUUCAGAUAUUUCUCAAAGUCAAAGGUAAAGGUACCCCGUGAUCUCCUUUCUCCCUUUAAUAUAACCACUAUGUACAUUUUAGGGUAUGUGAACAUUUUUUUCUAUUGGGCAGUUUUAAAAAUGGUAACUUAAACAUGAAACUAGGAUGAGAUAGCAUACAUCUGGUUUGUAUCUAUCUUUUGAACUAUUUAUUUUUACAUUUACAUUUUAAAAAUAUUAUAUGCAACAGGAACUCUUCUAAGUGCUCUUGAAGUGUAGCUUGGUCCACUAAUUUGGAAAACUUUAACAAUAUCUACUAAAGCUAAACAUAUGCCUAUGACUCAACAACUCCACUUCCUUGGCAUAUACCCAAGAGAAAUGAGUGCCCGUGUUCACCAAAAUACUUGCAUGUAUAAAAACAUCAAAAUAAGAGCACUAAGCUGAAAACUAUUCAAAUGCCCAGUACCAUUAGGAUGGAUCCAUAUAUUGUGCUAUACUCAUGCGACAGAAGAGAACAAAUUACUGCUACACGUAACAACAGGGAUGGCUCUCACAGACAGAAUGCUGAGCAAAUGAAGUCAGCACAAAAGUGCAUAUUUGCGUUUGGGUCCUCUGAGAAGUAGGUGCCAAAAUGGGAGCAGAUAUGCAAGAGACUUAUUAGGGGAAAAGCUCAUGAAGAAUAAAGGGAGAGGGAACAGGAAUAGGUAUGGCAAAACUUCAAAUCACAUGAUCGAAAACCUGUGAAAGGAGAGGAGGAGGGAGAAACUGAGAGGAACAGUCUCAGAUGACAGCACAGUCUGAGGGGCUCUGCCAAGCCAGCCAGAGCAAAAGCCAUCUGCCAGAGGGCUCCCCAUCAGGCAGGAGGGCCAGGCUCUGGGACCCGAUGCUCAGCCUUCAGCAGAGAGCUGCUCAGGAGAGGCUCAGGAGGAGAGCUAUGGCAGGGUGGGUUAGAGGUCCUUCGUCAAGCUGCUUCCUACAGCAGGUUCUCCUAAAGAAUAUCUGGGUGGUGCCCUCCAUGAGACUAUAUGAUUCCACUUAUGUGAUGCUCAAGAACAGUGAAAACAAAGCAAUGUUGGUAGAAGUCAAAAUAGUGAUUAUCUUAGUGGGGACAUUAUUGACUGGGAAGAGGCAUUAGGGAGUCUUCUGGAAUGCUGGAAAUACAUCAGGAUUUACUGAGCUAACAUUUAAGAUCAGUAUAUUUUAAUGGAAGUGUAUUAUACAUCAAUAAGAAAGGCUUGAAAAAGUACAUAUUAUAUAGCUCCAUGUAAAUGAGGUGAAAGACAAGCAAAACUACACCAUAGUGGAAGAAGUCACCACAGUGGUGAUCUGGGGGGGUGCAGUAUGUCUGGGAAGGGGCAGUACUGAGAGAAUCUUCUGGAGCACUGGACAUAUCUUAUAUCUUGAUCCAGAUAGUGGUUACAUGGAUGUGUAACCACGUUUACAUGUGUAAAUGUUUAUUAAGCUAAACACAAGAUCUGCACACUUUACUGUGAAUUUUUAUCUCAAUAAAAACUUUAAAAAUGUAAUGAGAACACACGAGAACAGAUUUGAGCAAUACAGAGGAAUAUAAACAAAUUAAGUAAAAGUUUCCUCUCAAAUCCCUUAACCCUAUUACCUAGUCCUACUUCCUUGUGAUAGCCAUAUUAACAAUUUUAGUGUUUAUUACAGCUAAAAAUGAUAUUCUUGUAUUUAUUCUUGAUUUAUUAAUUGUGAAAGAAAGUGAAAGUGUUAGUUGCUCAGUUGUGUCCGACUCUUUGAGACCCCAUGGACUGUAGUCCACUAGGCUCCUCUGUCCAUGGAAUUCUCCAGGUAAGAAAACUGGAAUGAGUUGCCAUUCCCUUCUCCAAGAGACCUUCCUGACCCAGGGAUCAAACCCACGUCUCCUGCAUUGCAGGCAGAUUGUUUAUCAUCUGAGCCAUGGGUAGUAUCUAUUGAUUACCCAGGAUUAAGGAUGAAUGUGAAAAAACAGACACUGAACAGGAAUUUCAAAGUAGGAAAGUGUCAUAAAAAAAUACAGGGUACCAUGAGAGUGUUUAAUAAAAGGUAGCAGGGUGGUCCCAUCUUACUGCUGACAGUCCUUUCCCCUUUUCCUUAAAUGCUGAUUCUAGCCAUGCCAAACUAUUGGUCUUCUAUUUAAACAUGACAUGCACUUUUACAAUGCUCUGCUUUUUUAAUACAGGUUGCAUUCUUCCUCUGCCUGGAUUACCUUCCCCUACCUUAUCCACCUCUUAAGCUAAAGCUCAAAUAUCUCUUCUUCAGUAGUUAUCCCAGUUUCCCAAAGAAUUUGGUUACUUCUUCCUCUGAUCGACCCAGAGCAUGUUGAAUACAUUUCUGUUAAGGCCUCAUUAUACCGUACCAAAAUUAUUAACACAUAUGUCUGUUACACUGAUGUGAAAGCUUCUGGAGAAAAGGGUUUACUUUAAGUUUUACUUUUCUUUAAUAUAGUAUAUAUUCUAUAAUUUUUAAGGUAACCAUCAAAAGACUAGGGAACAGAUGAAUGGAGGCACAAAAGCAGAGUGAUAAAAAGAUUAUCAACAAAAAGAACACAUGAAACAAGAGAAAAUGAAACCUUAAACAGGUGAAACAAAAAACCCAGAAGAAAAUGGUGGAAUGAAAUCCAAAUGUAUUAGAAAUUACAUGUAUGGGGCUCAAUGAUGCAGCGACAAUGUAAUAUUGUCAGAAUGGAUAAAUUUAUCUAUUUACAGUUUAUAAGACAUCUAAAUAACAUAUAGAUAUAAAAUAUUGAAAAUAAAGUGAUGGAAAAACAUUAGCUUUGUAAAUACUAGCCAAGAAGAAACUGGUAUAGUUACAUUCAGUUCAGUUCAGUUCAGUCGCUCAGUCGUGUCCGAUUCUUUGCGACUCCAUGAAUUGCAGCACACCAGGCCUCACUGUCCAUCACCAACUCCCGGAGUUGACUCAAACUCAUGCCCAUCGAGUUGGUGAUGCCAUCCAGCCAUCUCAUCCUCUGUCGUCCCCUCCUCCUCCUGCCCCCAAUCCCUCCCAGCAUCAGGGUCUUUUCCAAUGAGUCAACUCUUCGCAUGAGGUGGCCAAAGUACUGGAGUUUCAGCUUCAACAUCAGUCCUUCCGAUAAACACCCACGACUGAUCUCCUUUAGGAUGGACUGGUUGGAUCUCCUUGCAGUCCAAGGGAUUCUCAAAAGUCUUCUCCAACACCACAGUUCAAAAGCAUCAAUUUUUUGGCGCUCAGCUUUCACACAGUCCAACUCUCACAUCCAUACAUGACCACUGGAAAAACCAUAGCCUUGACUAGAUGGACCUUUGUUGGCAAAGUAAUGUCUCUGCUUUUUAAUAUGCUGUCUAGGUUGGUCAUAACUUUCCUUCCAAGGAGUAAGCGUCUUUUAAUUUCAUGGCUGCAAUCACCAUCUGCAGUGAUUUUGGAGCCCCAAAAAAUAAAGUCUGACACUGUUUCCACUGUCUCCCCAUCUAUUUCCCAUGAGGUGAUAGUUACAUUAAUAUUAGGCAAAAUAAACUUGAGGCAUUAAGCCUUAUUAGUGGCAAAGAAGGCCACUUCAAAAUGAUAAAAAUUUUAAUUUACCAAGAAGAUAUAACAAUUUUGAAUUGCUAUGUACAUCAUAAUAUAAUCUCAAAAUAUAGAAAGCAAACAUUGACAGACAACAAAAUAGUCAAGUACAAAACUACAGUGAAGAUUUUAACACACUCCUCUUAGUAAUUUAUAGAAUAAGCAGCUAAAGUGUCAGUAAUACAGAUACUUUGAACAACAUAAUUAACAAACUUGAUCUAAUGGACAUAUUUAGAAAGCUAUACCCAACAAUAACUGAAGAAUAAAACUUUUAGCAAUAAAAAUAUACAUAUCAAACUUGUAAAGUGACUUCCCUGGUGGCCCAGGGGUUGAGAGUUCUCCUGCAAGGGCAAGGGACAUCAACUGGAUCCCCAGUCCAGGAACUAAGAUCCUACAUGCCUUGGGGCGACUAAGCCUGUGCACCACAACUAUUAAGCUGGUGCUCCAGAGCCCUCAAACCGCAACCACUGAGCUUGCGGGCCACAACUGUUUCAGUCCAUGUGCCUGACAGCCUGUGCCCUGCAACAAGAGAAGUCACCACAGUGAGAAGCCCACGCACCACUAGAGAAAGCCCAAGCGCAGCAAUAAAGACCCAGGGCAGCUAAAAAAAAAACAAGUUUUAACUUGUAAAAUUACCUAAAGCUGAUAUUUUAGAGAACAGAAUAUGUAUGUAUAACCUUAAUUGUUUAUGUGAAAGAAGAAACACUUAAAAGAAAAAAUCAAAGAGUAUGUAUGUCAAGGAACUAAAAAAAAAUAUUAGCAAAAUAAAUCCAAAUAAAUGGAAGGAAAGAAAACAAAGGGCACAGCAAAUAUAAAGUAGUAAAUAAAUAAUAAAGAGGUUCAAUAAAGACAGAUAUUGGAUCCUUGAAAUCAGUAAUAAAAUAAACCUCUGAGAAGAGUGACAAAAAGAAAAAGGGAGAAAGAACACCUACAAUCAAUUUCAAAAACAAAAAGGAGACAGUACUAUAGAUGCUGUGUGUGUGAGUCGCUCAAUCAUGUCUGACUCUUUGUGACCCCAUGGACUGUGAUCCCUGUCCAACAGGCUCCUCUGUCCAUGGAAUUCUCCAGGCAAGAAUACUGGAGUGAGUUGCUAUUCCCUUCUCCAGGGGAUCUUCCCAACCCAGGGAUCGAACCUGGGUCUCCUGCAUUGCAGCAGAUUCUUUACCAUCUGAGCCACCAGGGAAGCCCCCUAUAGAUGCUACAGGCAUUAAACAGAUAAAAGGAUAUUAGAACAACAUUAUGCCAAUAAAUUUAAGAUUUUAUGUUAAAUAAGAACUAUCCUAGAAAAAUAUAACUGCUAAAACUAACCCAAGAAGAAAUAGGAAAUACGAAAAAUCCUAUAACUACAAAGGACAUUAUAUCAACAGUAAAAUAUCUUCCCACAAAAAAUUUUAAGUCCAGACGGUUUCUCCAGUAAAUUCAAUGAAGCAUUCAAGAAUAAUUCCAACAUACACACCCUUCCAGAGAAUUAAAAAAGAGGCAACACUUUCCAAAUCAUUUACAAUGCUAGCAAAAUCUAACAAGAACAAGAGAAAGAAAAAUGCAGGCCAGUCUCACACAUAAACUUGGAUGCAAAAAUAGAAAAUGAAUAGCAAACCAAAUCAAGAAAUAAAAAAAAGAAGACUACAUUAAGUUAGGUUUAUCUAGGACUUCAAGGUUAGCUUAACAGUAAGAAAUCAAUUUAUGUAAUCAUCACAUUAAAAGCUUAAGAAGAAAGAUGACAUGACCACCUCAAUAGAUACAUAAAAAGCACUUGAUAAAAUUCAAUUUUCAUUCUUGAUAAAAAUUCCUAAAAUGGACCUAGAGAUUAUCAAAGUGAAGUAAGUCAGACAAAGACAAAUAUCAUACACUAUCACUUAUAUGUGGAUUCUAAAAAAUGAUACAAAUGAAGUAAAUUACAAAACAGAAAUACACUCACACACAUAGGAAGUAAAUUUAUGGUUACCAAAGGAGGAAGGAGUAGGGGAGGAUAAAUUAGGAGUUUGGGAUUAGGAGUAGAUACAUACUACUACAUAUAAAACAUAAACAACAAGGACCUACUAUAUAGCACAGGGAACUAUAUUCAAUAUUUUGUA
Messenger RNA from Dama dama (fallow deer), 7760 nucleotides. It is a transcript of the gene GSDMB, whose product is annotated as gasdermin B. Lineage: Eukaryota; Metazoa; Chordata; Mammalia; Artiodactyla; Cervidae. The record is from RefSeq and is a predicted model, not a curated record. Gene Ontology annotation, molecular function: phosphatidylserine binding; phosphatidylinositol-4,5-bisphosphate binding; phosphatidylinositol-4-phosphate binding. Gene Ontology annotation, biological process: defense response to bacterium; pyroptotic inflammatory response. The transcript has 13 exons.